Messenger RNA from Mucor mucedo, 1469 nucleotides. RefSeq lists its product as uncharacterized. Gene Ontology annotation, cellular component: nucleus. The transcript is spliced from 3 exons. The coding region runs from base 393 to 1325 and encodes 310 amino acids. The record is from RefSeq and is a predicted model, not a curated record. Lineage: Eukaryota; Fungi; Mucoromycota; Mucoromycetes; Mucorales; Mucoraceae.
UGGUUCCAUCAACUAUUCAGAAUUGCUUGUCGUUCCUGGUAAAGCUCCCUCCGAUAUCCAAUGUGGGCUUUUCUUCUUUGCUUCAAUUGUGGAGGGUCACCGGCAUGAUAAAUUUCUAUUGAUUUAUAUAAUAUCACGGAUAGGUUCAUAAUUCUUCAAUAAAGCAAAACUUUACUUUUUGAGUGUUGAACAUGUUUAAAGUUCGCCUGAAUCUGUAUUUAUGAGGGCAGACGGCGUUGUGAGAGUUUUAUACGACUUUUUCUGAUAUGCAUCAUAGUAAUAUUUCUAUCCAACUGAUAUCUUGAAAGCUUACAAUGAGAACACCUUAAAAUCUACAGGCCGCAACAAAAAAUCAAAUUUUGAUUCUUUUCCCUUUUAUCACUAUUAAUAAUAUGGACCAACAUCAGCCUGGCAAAAUCAUCAAUAAUGUGAGCGCAACAACUGCCAUUGACUUGAAAGCUGUACUUGCACAACAAAUCGACCAUUUCGAAAAGGUGAGAUCGAGUACGGGAAAACAAGCGACGGCCAGAAAACCUGAUAAAAAACCUACAGUAUGGGCUAAACAGAACAAAGGCGUGGAUGCCAGAAAUGCAAAGGAUGCAAAGCAACAAUUAGAAGCCGUCGAAGGCGGCACUUUGGCUAGAAGUAGAGAACAAUUGGAAAAGAAGGCAAAGAUUUACGAACUCAUGCGAACUGGAAAAUAUAAGAACGACAAUGACGAAGAAUCCUUGAUUGACUUUGACCGAAAAUACAUGCAGGAGCGAGAUAUAGAUCAAGAGGUGUCAGAAAAAAAGAGAAAAAGGGGCAGUGAAUAUGAAGACGACGAUCCUUGGGUAGAAUAUGAAGAUGAGUUUGGUCGUACACGUAUCGUACGUCGUAGUGAACUACCUGAACGCUCUCCUUCACCUGAGCCAUACAGCGACGAGGAAUAUAGCAUGCAUAGGCCAAGCUAUGAGAUGGAUACGGAUUUAGCAGAUCGUUCUAAUAUGCGCCAUUACGAAGCUGACCGAGAAAUCAGAACAAAAGGUGUGGGUUUUUAUGGCUUUUCUAAAGAUGAACAGGAGCGUCAAGAACAGCUUCAGAGAUUAAAUCAGUUGCGUGCAGAGACAGAAAAUGCUCGUGGUUCCGCCUCUUCAGCUUCUGAAAAACGAAAGCAAAUGUUGGCGAAAAACGCAGAAAAAAUCAGAGCAAGAAAGGCAGCACUACAAGCAAAAAAAUAUCAUCAAUUAAAACCUGAACAAAUUCCACAAAAUCUAAAUGAGUUGGUAGUGAAUGAAGAUAGUGUCUCUGAUUUCUUAAAGUCGAUGCGAAAACAAGCAGAGUAGAUGUUACAAUAAUAAUGAAUAAUAAAAAAAUACAAAGGGGGGCUGGGGGAUAGUUUUAUUUCAAAUACUUUGAAUAAGCUUUAAGAAGCGUACGCCUUGCUGUUUCACGCUUAUUUUCAACCUCUUCUUCCAGCACAAAUAAGG